Messenger RNA from Xiphophorus couchianus (Monterrey platyfish), 2787 nucleotides. RefSeq names its product extracellular calcium-sensing receptor-like. Gene Ontology annotation, molecular function: G protein-coupled receptor activity. NCBI's taxonomy places the organism in Eukaryota, Metazoa, Chordata, Actinopteri, Cyprinodontiformes, Poeciliidae. The transcript has 8 exons. Bases 71 to 2584 code for a protein of 837 amino acids. Gene Ontology annotation, biological process: G protein-coupled receptor signaling pathway. Gene Ontology annotation, cellular component: plasma membrane. The record is from RefSeq and is a predicted model, not a curated record.
AACUGCAGCUGAAGACUGCGUUCUCCGAAACAGCUUCCAGCCGGCCUUCGUUGCAGAAGGCGACUUUAUAAUGGGAGGGAUUUUUCCUCUUCAUUAUAACCAAGAAAUGCCUGAUCAGAACUACACCUACACACCACCACCAGUGAAGUGCAACGGGUUUGAUCCCAGGGCUUUCCGCUGGGUCCAGACCAUGAGGCUGGCAGUGGAGGAGAUAAACGAGAGCACACAGCUGCUGCUAAAUCACACUCUGGGUUACAAAAUCUUUGAUUCUUGUGCGUACCCGCUGACUGGUCAGAGGGCCGCUCUGGCUGUGCUGAACGGGCUGAGUGAGGCCGACUCUCCCAUGUGCUCUGGAGCCUCUCCGAUGCUGGCUGUGAUCGGGGAAUCAGGAUCUGCUCAGUCCAUCGUGGUUUCCAGACUCCUGCGGCCAUUCAGGAUCCCUAUGAUCAGCUACUUCUCAUCGUGCGCCUGCUUCACCGACAGAAGACAGUAUCCGACAUUUUUCAGAGUAAUUCCUAAUGAUGACUACCAGGUGAAGGCCAUUGCUCAACUUCUGCAGCACUUCAACUGGACUUGGGUCGGGCUCAUUCGAGGAGACCAUGAAUACGGGCGUUUUGCGGUGCAAGGUUUACUGAGGGAGUUACAGGGCAGCAGUGUGUGUGUAGCUUACCAAGAAAUGAUCCCCCUGCUCUACAACACACAGCGGGCACUGGAGAUUAUGCAGGUACAUUUUAUCGCAUUGUGUUUUUGUUUUGACUUCUUGACCUUCUUCCAUUUUGAAAAAAAUAAAAAUAAAAAGGUCAUGCGGCGCUCUUUGGCAAAAGUAGUGGUGGUAUUCUCAGCCGAAGGGGAAAUGACGCCGUUCCUCAGGGACUACAUGAAGCAGAACAUCACCGGAAUCCAGUGGGUGGCGAGUGAAGCCUGGGUCACGGCGUCUGUCUUUACAGGAAGGGAGUUUUACCCCUACCUGGGGGGCACCAUUGGCUUUGGCGUCAGAAAAGGUCACAUUGCUCAACUCAGUGACUACCUGCAGACAGUCAACCCUCAGCAAUAUCCCAACAAUGUUCUGGUGGGCGAGUUGUGGGAGGCUCUGUAUGGCUGCAGCCCUUUUCCGUCCUCUGCCAACCCUUUCCCAGUUUGUUCAGGGCAAGAGGUGCUGCUGAAGCAGCACUCAGCCUACAUGAACACAUCCAGCCCCAGGGUGGCCUACAAUGUCUACAAGGCUGUGUACGCAGUCGCUCAUUCACUGCACAAUCUUCUUCUUUGUCAACCUGGCAACGGGCCUUUUGAAAACGAUUCAUGUGCUCAAAGCAACAAGAUACUCCCCUGGCAGCUUCAGUACUACCUGCAAGAAGUGAAGUUCGACAUGGCUGGGGAGGAGGUAAACUUCGACCUGAAGGGCGACUCGGUGCCGUACUAUGACAUUAUCAACUGGCAGAGAGGCACGACUGGAAGUAUUGAGUUUGUCAACGUGGGGUUGUUCGACGGGACAAAGCCUGGUGGAGAGGAGCUGGUGAUCCAGGAGGAAAGAAUAAUGUGGGCAGGUCAUCAGAGUGAGGUGCCAGGGUCUGUGUGCAGUCCCAGCUGCCCUCCAGGCUCCAGGAAAGCUGUCCGUCGUGGGGAGCCUGUAUGCUGCUUUGACUGUGUACCAUGUGACAGCGGCAAAAUUAGCAAUCAGACAAACUCAGUAGAAUGCAUAUUUUGUCCUGAGGACUUCUGGUCCAACCAAGACAGAACAAACUGCAUCCCCAAGAAGGUGGAGUUUUUGGCCUACGAUGCCUUGGGCAUACCCCUGACAGUCAUUUCAGUAGUGGGCGCCUCUCUCACUAUCGGUGUUUUUGUCGUGUUUUUCUACCACAGAAGCACGGCAGUCGUGCGAGUGGACAACUCAGAACUCAGCUUUUUCAUCCUGUUGGCUCUAACGCUUUGCUUCCUGUGUUCUCUUGUUUUUAUCGGAGAGCCCACCGUUUGGUCCUGCAUGCUCCGUCACACGGCCUUUAGCAUCACGUUUUCACUCUGCAUCUCCUGCAUCCUGGGAAAGACUCUGGUCGUUUUGGCUGCAUUCACGGCCACCAGGCCGGGGGACAACAUCAUGAAGUGGUUCGGGCCCAAGCAGCAGCGAGCCAUUAUUUUCAGCUGCACUCUCGUCCAGGUGGUGAUCUGUGCCGCCUGGCUCAUUGACGCCCCACCUUAUCCAAUUCGAAACACCAAAUACGAACGCUCAAAGAUCAUACUGGAGUGCAACGUUGGGUCGAGUCUUGCAUUCUGGUGCGUUUUAGGAUACAUUGGCCUCCAGGCGUGUCUCUGCUUUGUGCUGGCAUUCCUGGCUCGAAAGUUGCCCGGAAACUUCAACGAGGCCAAGUACAUCACCUUUAGUAUGCUGAUCUUCUCCGCUGUGUGGCUCGCUUUCGUCCCUGUUUACGUAAGCGCCCCCGGAAACUAUGCAGGUGCAGUUGAGUCCUUCGCCAUUUUGGCCUCCAGCUUUGGGUUAUUGUUUUGUCUGUUUGCCCCAAAAUGUUACAUUAUUUUGCUAAAGCCAGAGAAAAAUACAAAGCAGCACCUCAUGGGUAAAGAAAAACUGUAACUCUUUUUUUUUUCUCUUUUAAGAAAUUGCUCACAUUUCUAGUAGCUUAAUAUUUGUUUUGUAUUUUAUUGAAUUCAUUUUCUUCUGUUUUUUUUCUACUGGUUUUUAUUCAAUGUUGCAAUGUACUGUAUGUUUCUGCUUUUGUAAGUUAGUGCGAAUUCCUGUGAGCGAGAAAGUAAAUAACAAAGACACGUCAAUUUUGU